Molecule: messenger RNA, 1342 nt
Organism: Vitis riparia (riverbank grape)
Lineage: Eukaryota; Viridiplantae; Streptophyta; Magnoliopsida; Vitales; Vitaceae
Product: serine/arginine-rich splicing factor SR45a
Exons: 7
Coding region: 88-1080 (330 amino acids)
Biological process (GO): positive regulation of mRNA splicing, via spliceosome
Cellular component (GO): spliceosomal complex
Molecular function (GO): RNA binding
Source: RefSeq, a predicted model, not a curated record
GGUUCACAUAAGAUAUCGAGGAGCGGGGAGGAGAGAAUUUUCGAGAUAGUCUGAGCGAUAUUGUGUUCGAUCUGCCUCUUGUUCACGAUGUCAUACUCCAAAAGAUCAAGGUAUUCUCGCUCACCUUCCCCAUAUAGAAGAUAUGGUAGGUCAAUGUCAAGGUCUUUGUCAAGUCCAAGGUCAAGGAGCAGGUCAAGGAGUCGUGAAUCAAGUGAGGUUGAAAAUCCAGGAAACAACUUGUAUGUUACAGGAUUGUCAACUCGGGUCACCAAGCGGGAACUUGAGAAGCAUUUCGCAAGUGAGGGAUCGGUGGCGGAUGUUCACCUUGUGACUGAUCCAUGGACAAGGGAAUCACGAGGAUUUGGUUUUGUGACAAUGUCAACUGUUGGGGAGGCCAAUCGCUGCAUUAAGUACUUGGACCGCUCUGUACUUGAAGGCCGUGUGAUCACAGUGGAGAAGGCCAGGAGGAGGAGAGGGCGAACACCUACUCCAGGGAAGUAUCUUGGUCUGAGAACAGUCCGCGUGCGGCGUCGGUCCCCGAGCUAUUCUCCUUAUCAUAGGAGCCGUUCCUCCAGAUAUUCAUCUGAACGAGACAGGAGCCGGAGCAGAUCAUACUCCCCUUACUAUGGCCGUGGGCGGAGGUCAUACUCACGAUCUCACUCACCAUACAGCAGAUCACCUGUUGGCAGGCGGAAUGGCUCCUACUCUCCUUAUGACAACAGGUAUUACUCACCAGAUGUUGGCUAUGAUAGAAGGCGGCAUUACCGAUCCAUCUCUCGCAGCCUUUCCCCACGUGAAAGGAGGCGCUUAAGGAGUUAUUCCCCACGUGAAAGGAGGCGCUUAAGGAGUUGUUCCCCAAGUGUCUCCCCCAGGCCAAGGAGGAGUUCAAGGAGGAGUUCCUCUCGCAGCAUUUCGCCAAGGCCAAGGAGAACGUCUAGGAGGAGCUAUUCUCGCAGCAUUUCACCUCGACCUAGGAGAUUGAAAAGGAGCCCAUACCGAGAAGCUUACUCAGGCAGCAGCGUAAGCGCCAGUUCCAGAUCGGUAUCAAGGUCUCUCACUCCUGGGUCAGCUUCACCAUGAGCAUGAAGUAUAUGCAUAGUUAUGAUUUUCAAGUCUCUUGGGCUUUGGUACAGACUUAGUGUAUAUGGUGUCAUAGUUUCAGACCAUGAGCAUAUGAGUAUGAUUUACUGUUGACUUUAUUAAGCCAUGGUUUCAGUUUGCUCUUUGCUGCUUAUCAAGUUAUUGAGUAGAUGUCUCAGACCUAUUGUGCCAUUAAUUAUUACUCUGCGAUUUUGAAUAUCUGAUGGGUUAAUAUAAUAGAUAAGGUCAUGUUUGGUUUUUA